GUAUUUUUAUGAGAAGUGUCUGUCAAUCACUAAAUAAAACAAUUAAUGAACAUAAAUAUGUUUUGCUUUUAAUAAAUAUUACAAAUGAAAUGGGGUUUGUUGAGGAUAGUAUUAUAGUUUUUGUGUCACAGGUAUGCUUCUUUGUUGGCGGUUGGGUGUUUUUUGUUAAACAAUUAUUUAGAAAUUACGAAAUCCGCCAUGUAUCUGUGCAACUAAUAUUUUCUAUGACAUUUGCAUUAUCGUUAACAAUGUUUGAGUUAAUUAUUUUUGAGAUAUUGGGGUUUUUGGAAUCUACAUCUCGAUAUUUUCACUGGCGAUUGGGUCUCACAUUUUUAUUAAUUAUGGUAAUAGCAGUCAUUCCACUUUACAUAGCAUAUUCAUUUAUCAGUAAUAUUUCAUUCGUUCCUGAAAGAUGGGUUAAAUCGAUAACAAUAUUUCUUUGGUUUUGCUAUCUUUAUGCAUUUUGGCGUAUUGGUGAUCCUUUUCCUCUCUUGAGUGUGCAACACGGUAUCUUUACCAUAGAGCAAGCGGUAUCCAGAAUCGGUGUUGUUGGCGUUACCGUCAUGGCUAUUUUAUCUGGUUUUGGGGCUGUUAAUUAUCCAUAUACUAGCAUGGCGUAUUUUAUUAAACCAGUAUCCCCUCAAGAUGUAAUUAAUUUAGAGAGAAGACUAAUGUUAACCAUGGAUAUGAUUAUAAAUAAGAAAAAGCGAAUUGCUGUGGAAAUAAAAAAAUCAAAAGAAAAUCCCAAUAUGAGGCCUAGGCUUUGGAACAUACUAAGUUCAGUUGCACAAAGUUACUCAGGAACAAGUGAAAAUAUCGGGCAGCUUCGUUUGGAGAUAGCUGGUUUAGAGGAAUUGUCUAGACAAUUGUUUUUAGAAAUUAAUUCUCUUAAAAAUAUGCAAGAAAGACAGGUAUGGGCUACAACUUUUCAAGGAAAAUACUUCAACAUAUUGGGAUAUUUCUUUAGUCUUUAUUGUCUAUGGAAAAUUUUUAUAAGCACAGUAAACAUCAUUUUCGAUCGCGUUGGUCGAAAAGAUCCAGUUACGCGUGGACUUGAAAUUGCAGUGCACUGGUGUGGAUUUAAUAUUGAUUUAGCGUUUUGGAAUCAACAUAUAUCUUUUUUUUUGGUUGGUUGCAUUGUUGUUACUUCCAUUAGAGGCUUACUUCUCACCCUAACUAAGUUUUUCUAUAAGAUGUCAUCUAGUAAAUCAUCAAAUCUCAUAGUUUUAUUAUUAGCACAAAUAAUGGGAAUGUACUUUUGUUCUUCAGUACUGCUGAUGCGAAUGAAUAUGCCAGCUGAAUAUCGCGUAAUCAUAACAGAAGUUUUAGGAAGUUUGCAUUUUAAUUUUUAUCAUAGAUGGUUCGAUGUGAUUUUUUUAGUUAGUGCUUUAGCAACAAUUAUUUUUCUUUACUUGUUAAGGUUUAACCACAGCUCAACGGAUGAUUAAAAAAGUAAUUAUUUUAGAAAUUCUUAGAUAGGUUUGCUAAAAUUAUUAUGAAAAUAAAUUUCGAAUAAUGUUGUUGAAACCGUAAAGUAAAUUAAAUAUAAUUUAUUAAUAUUUACUACAGUUUCUAUAGAACUUUUUGUAUGUAUAUAUAUAUUCUUAUGAAUAUGCAUAAAAUAUUCUUUGAUUUACCUUCCGCAACUUGUAAAAUUUUAAUGUUUAACUUAAUUGUAAAGAUAUUUAAAAUUUCAUUUAGUGAUGAAAAAUAAAUAAACUCUUUAAUUAUUUACAUACAUACAUAUUCUUAUAACAAUUGUGGCAAAUGUGUAUACAUAAUGUUAAUUCAUAUUAUUAUAGUGUCACAUGUGUUCAAAAUUUAAAAAAACAUUGCUUAAUUCCGGUUCAGCCAAACAUUGUAUCAUGUGAAACUUUUGAGUAAAAACUAAAAAUAGCAAUUGUAAAAUAUUUCAGGAUAACUAUAUUCUAAAUAGCUUUAGGAAGACUAAUAGAAAACCAAUAUUAGAUUUUUAGAUUUCAAUAAAAAAUCAUACAAUUAUUAUGUUUUAUAUAAAUAAUUAUAUGGUUUUGCUUGGAUAGAAUUAAUUUUUGAAGCACCCCUAUAAACAAUUUUGGAACCUUUUAAAAAAUAUUCCUAAAACAAUAUAAUAUUGAAUUAUAUUACUAAGUAUAUAAAAUAAUAUUAUAUUAAAAUAUCAUUUAUACUUUAAAGUAUUUCUAUAAAAUAGUACUUUUGUCAGCUGUUGUUCAUUGUCAAUAGGACAAUGUUAAUAGUGUCUUUCAUAAAAUAGUCUUUGUAUAGUAUCCUUGAGUUCCGUAAUGUGAUACUACACUACUACAGUAUUUAUAUUUUAUUCAGACAUUUAUGAUUAAGCUGAGUUCAACAACUUUAGUUCUAAGCUAAAUCAGAUCAUAACUGCAACACGAAACCCAAGCUAUUUAAAAUUUUUAUAUAAAAAUAUAAAUAAUGUACAUAUUUAUGUAUAAAUGUUGUUGCAUUUCAUGUACAUAUCUAUGUAUAAACAUGAAAUAUGUAUAAACGAUCGUUUCAACCGGACAUGGCUCGAUCAGCUUUAUAUCUAAGUAAAUACCGUUUAGGCUCGCAAAUUCUUUGUUCGUGGUAAAAACAUGCACGCAUAGUAUGCCGUAACAAAUUGUCCGCCGUAUGUUUCCUAGGCAGGUACAAUUGUAUGAGGUACAAUUUCUAUUUAAACCAUUGAAUUACAAACAUAUCGACAUUUCGAUAUGACAUAAAAGCAGACUUGAUAGUUCAUUUUAGGUGAAACAUACGGGCUUAUCAAAUUUCGUUUGUAGCUCUGAAAUUCAGAAAAAUACAAAUUACUAAAACUCUGCUCCGAAUAUUCGUAAUAGUAAUCGUAAUAUUAAUCAUAUUCGUAAUAGUCAUCAUAGAUUACAUUCGUAGUAAAAAUUAUACUCAAAAAUCUGCGAAAGAAAGAAUCACUCUUAACAAGCAUUUUAAAGAAAAUAUUCGUUAUUAAAUUUUUAAAUUUUGAAAUUUUUUCUGCGCCGAAGUAUGAGUCGUAGUUAUGUUCGGAAUUUGUUGGAUUCCGCGAAGGGAAUUCAUGAUAGAACUAAUAACAUUUUAUACAUUCAUACAAUUAUACAUAUGUACGUGUUCUGAUGGAAGUAAAAAAAGGCCAACUUUUAAAAAUUAGUAAUCUCGAAUAACUAAAUUUAAUAAACAUUUUAACUAAAUUUCAUAGAGUUGUGAAGCAGCAUCGUAUGUGUAAAUGAAACUUUAUUCAUGGCUUCUGUUUAAUCUGAAUUCACAUAUAUAAUGUACGUUGCUAACAAUAAUAAAUCGUCAGGUUUCACUUAAUUUUUUCAAUUGGAAACAUGAAAAUAGUAAAAAAAAAGCAAAAUUUCUUUUAAUUUAAAAAAUUUCUUUUAAUAAAAAAAUUUCUUUUAAUAAAAAAAUUUUUUUAAUUUUAAAAAGUUAAUUAGGCAUUAAAGAGACCAAAAUCAUCAAUUUAGUUUACAAUAUUUUAAAUAUGGAAUGCCGUUGGACAAUAAGUUGAGGUUGAAGAAAUAAAAAUAAUUCAUAAUAAAAUUUGUUAAUCGAAGUAGUAUUAAUACGUUAAAGCAUCUGUUUGAAGGCACAUUCAAAACUUAAAAAAAAACAAUAGUUUUUUUUUUUAGCUGAACGGAAUUAUGAAAACGCAAUCAAGUCGCAGCUAUAUGUUAUACUUUCUGACAACAGAAAUUAGAAGAUUACAAGCGCUUAUUCAUGCACUGAAUUGUUAAAAAAAUUAAAUAAACUUAAUUGAUUAAAACUCAAAAUUUUAAUUUUUUUUCAAUUUAUGUUUAAUUUGUAUACUUUAAUAAUGAAAAUUAUUUUAUAAUGUUACAACUUUAGUAAAAUAUUUCCGAUUUUCUUAUUCUACACAAAUUUUCAAUAAUCUAUAAUAAAAAUUUUAAACUAAAUAUGAAGUUAAAAAUGAACAGAUUUUUAUAUUUUAAAAUAUUUUUGUUUAGUAAAAUAUAAUAAAAUAUUGUUUAUUUUAUUAAUAAAAUAUGUAUAAUACAUGUUUUAUAUAAAAAUAUGUAGCACAAUACAAAAACGAGUUUAUUUUAAGUUAAAAUAUUUAUUUAAGUUCUGCUUGAUUUUUUCAAUAGUUUUUCUUAAAUUUUUAAUACUUCUUCGAUAUUCUAACUAAAAAAUGUAUAAAGUAGUACACUAUAAAAAUCAUGCAAUUUUAUAAAACAUUUGAGUGAAACAUUUGGAUUUAUGAAUAUAUGCAUGAGUUUUUGGCACGUUGGAGUAUUUUUUAACAAAUGUAUAUUUAAUUCUAAAUUUUUUUUAUAAAUAUAUAUAGGUGUAUAAUUAUAUCAGUUUUUAUGUUACUUAAUUUUAAAAUUAAUUAAAAUUUUAUCACUUCAUUUAUAAAUAACAGGGCUAUUCACGUAACUACCAGAAAAAAGCAAGUUAACUAAUAUUUUUUGAAGGUAAGGUAUGUGAAUUUAAUGUAUUAAAUAUGUAUGUAAAUAAUAAAAAACCUUAACUUUU
Molecule: messenger RNA, 4491 nt
Organism: Condylostylus longicornis
Lineage: Eukaryota; Metazoa; Arthropoda; Insecta; Diptera; Dolichopodidae
Gene: GPHR
Product: Golgi pH regulator
Exons: 8
Coding region: 9-1448 (479 amino acids)
Biological process (GO): intracellular pH reduction
Cellular component (GO): Golgi cisterna membrane
Molecular function (GO): voltage-gated monoatomic anion channel activity
Source: RefSeq, a predicted model, not a curated record